This is a messenger RNA of Homarus americanus (American lobster), 504 nucleotides long. Its product is annotated as SUMO-interacting motif-containing protein 1-like. Lineage: Eukaryota; Metazoa; Arthropoda; Malacostraca; Decapoda; Nephropidae. The coding region runs from base 1 to 504 and encodes 167 amino acids. The record is from RefSeq and is a predicted model, not a curated record. The transcript has a single exon.
AUGAUUCUAGCAGAGUUGACAGGAGCACCAUCAGACACCAGGGGCUCCAAACAGACACUAGGGGGCUCCAAACAGACACCAAGGGGCUCCAAACAGACACCAGUGGGCUCCAAACAGACACCAGGGGGCUCCAAACAGACACCAAGGGACUCCAAACAGACACCAGGGGGCUCCAAACAGCAGACACCAGUGGGGUCCAAACAGACACCAGAGAACUCCAAGCAGACACCAAGUGAGGUCCAAACAGACACCAGGAGCUCCAAACAGACACCAGGGGCUCCAAACAGACACCAGAAUCCCAAACGAACACCAGGGGGCUCCAAACAGACACCAGUGGGGUCCAAACCCAAAGACACCAAGAAGUCCAAACCCAGACACCAGGGGCUCAGAAACCAGAUUACCAGGGGCUCCAAACCAGACACCAGGGGGCUCCAAGCAGACACCAGGGAAACCAAAACUGAAUACCAGUGGAGCUCCAGUGUAUCCUUUACAGCACGUCCUUAA